Daktulosphaira vitifoliae (grape phylloxera) is the source of this 3462-nucleotide messenger RNA. RefSeq names its product transient receptor potential channel pyrexia (gene pain). The transcript is spliced from 5 exons. Gene Ontology annotation, molecular function: protein binding; monoatomic ion channel activity. Bases 354 to 3170 code for a protein of 938 amino acids. Lineage: Eukaryota; Metazoa; Arthropoda; Insecta; Hemiptera; Phylloxeridae. The record is from RefSeq and is a predicted model, not a curated record. Gene Ontology annotation, cellular component: membrane. Gene Ontology annotation, biological process: monoatomic ion transport; transmembrane transport.
UCUGCCGCGGCCGGUCGAUCAUCAUUUUAGUUGUGUUCAGUAUAGAAAACGAUAAGCCAACAGUGUGUUUCGUCAAAUCAUAUAAAAUACCACCUACGAGUAAAACAUUUUUUUGCCAUAAUGUCACACAUUUCAUUUUGAAAACAUCGUGGUGGUUAUUAACAAACGAGCAUUUUAAAGAGUGAACAAGACAAAUUCACAUUAUAUUUAUUACAUUAGUCUCUUUUAUAAACGAUCGAGAUAUUUUUCAUGUGAUAUAUUUUCCAUUGACAUGCAAAUAGCAAAUAUUAAUCACCGGUGUAUAUCUUAUCUUCAUUCCAACUAGAUUAAGUUUAAAAAUCAAUAAGAUCAUCAUGUCUGAUAUAGAAAUGAAUACUCCACGAACUAUUGGACCAUACGAUCAUUUAAUUAGUGCCAUCCAGUCUAAUGAUUUAACAUUUUUUAAAAAACUUCUUGAUUUAGGUUUAGCAAACUCAUCUAUUGAUUUAGAUCAUGAAUUUGAUGAUCCAUAUCACGGAACCAUUUUGGACAUUUGUUCUUCAUCACCAGGGAAGACUAAUUUUGUUGAAUUACUCUUGUCAUUUGGAAUGAAUGUUAAUAUUGUAAAUAAAGGAAGAAGAAAAGCACCUAUACAUUUGGCAGUAACCAAUGGAUUAGCUGACACGCUUAAAAUCAUUUUAAACCAUACACCUACAGAUGUCAAUUUAUUAGACGGUGAUGGAAAUUCAGCGUUACACCUUGCGGCUAAGGUCGGAAACGUAGAAUGCAUUAGACUAUUAUUAGACGCUGAAGAUAUUAAAGCUAAUCAAUUGAAUAGAAAAGGGUACUCUCCUGUUUACUUAGCUGCUACUUCGAAAAAUAGCAACGAAAGUGCUGUUUUGGAGUUUAUUAAAUGUCCUAAGGUCGACUUUGACUUAUGUGUUUGGGAUAAACCAGUUAGAAACGUAAUUGACGAGAAGUACCCUCAUUUAAUGGAACACAUACCGUCUGAAGGCGUAAGAAAAGUUACAGAUCGCAGUGACAAUCCGUUCGCAUACUUAUACUCAAAUGACCCGGAAGGAUUCAUUUCUCAUAUUUCUUCUAAAAAACAACCUGACCUAAACGCUCACGAUGGACGACAUACGUUUUUGCAAUACGCUUGUGAUUUUGGUUUACCUGAAGUUGUCAAACUUCUUCUACGGUUAGACGUAGAUCCAAAUGCUACAUGUCCAUCUAAUAAUAAGUAUCCAAUUUUAAUAGCUUCUUACAGAGGUUUUGCGGAUAUUGUUCAACUUUUUGUAGAUAGCAAUAGUUUUGUAAACUAUAAGUCAAUAUACGGCACAGCAUUACAUGAAGUUAUCAGAGGAUCAGAUGAAAAUCAUAGUUCACUAGACGUUAAUACUGAACUUUGUGAGCAUUUUAAAUGUUUCAAAAUACUUCUGGAAAAAAGUGAAGUUAAUCCUUCUGAACUCAAUAUAAACCAAACGGACGAUAAAGGCAACACUUGUCUUCAUUAUGCGGCCAAAUCGGGUGAUCGCGAAUAUAUAUUAGCUCUCCUGAAAUAUGGGGCUUAUGUGGGAAAGAAAAACAUUCUAGGAGAUCCACCAUUAGCAGAUAUAAAUCCAAGAAUAUUAGAAACACACUUGAACUCGUGUAUUAAAACUAAUGGGAAAUCUCCAAAAGACGUCAACUAUGAAAUCAUAUUUAAUUACGACUUUUUAUGUCCUCCAAAAAUUUACAGCCAGAAUAAGUCCGAUACAAACAUUCAAAGACAGCUAGAAGGUCAAACGUACAUUCCAGAAAGUAUUCCUGAGACGGAUCCCUUAUUAUACAUAAGUGAAGUGCCAGAAUUACGCCCACUCCUAAAUCAUCCAGUAUUGACCAGUUUUUUACACUUAAAGUGGUUUACUAUAAAACGGUAUUAUAAAGUCAAUCUAGCAUUUUAUAUUGCCUUUUGGGCGUUAUUGACCACAUAUACAUUGCUGACAUUUAGAAUGGGAGUGCAUAAUGAAAACAUGGCCUUAACUCGAACGAACGUAACUCAAUUUUCUACUAACAAGAUACCAUAUGGCAAUGACAUGGCAGUAAUUCUAUGGGUAAUAGUACUAGGUUUUCUUAUGGCCUUAUCAGUUCGAGAAAUAUUUCAAUUAAUAUCAUCCCCUAUUAUGUAUUUAACAAGUUGGGAAAAUUGGUUAGAAAUUUGUUUAAUUGUUCUAACAGCCAUUUUGAUGUUAUGUGAAAUGCCUGGAAAGAUCUCGAGAAAUCAAAUAUCAGCUAUUAUAAUAUUGCUGUCUUGGGGUGAGUUAAUUUUGUUGGUCGGUAGACACCCAGUACUUGCUACGCACUUGGAAAUGUUCAAGCGUGUAACCAAAAAUUUUUUAAAGUUCCUUGUUUGGUAUUCCAUACUUAUUUUUGCGUUUGCAUUAAGUUUUUAUAUGCUCUUUAGAAAUGAUGACGAUAAUGACAAUAAAUUUAAUGAUCCUAGUUCAGCAACGUUUAAAACGAUAGUUAUGUUGACUGGUGAAUUUGAUACAUUCGGUUCAUUGCCUUUUAAUUUACAUCCCAUUGUCAGUCACGCUCUUUUCCUAUUAUUUAUAUUUCUAGUGGCAAUUGUCUUGGUAAAUCUCUUAAACGGGUUGGCCGUUAGCGAUACAGCCGCUAUAAGAGCAGAUGCUGAAAUUGUUGCACAUGUAUCUCGAGUGAAAUUGGUUCAUUAUUUUGAAACAAUGAUUGUAAAUGAUACAAUCCCUUGUAUGAAAAAAGGUAUUCCUUCUAUAACCAAACUGUGUAGUAAUCGGUUUUACUUAAAAAUACGACUUUUCCCUGAUGCUCUUCGAGAUUCAAAAAUAAGUAUUUUACCUAAUCAAAGAAAUUUAGUUGAUUUUGGAUCCACAAUGAGAAAAUCUGAUAAAAUUCAAAGUGGAUGUAUUGCAAACUGUCGAGGAUAUUACCUAGAUAAAGAUAUUAUUAAAGGAGCCAAAGCAGUAAUCGAAGCAAAUGCUGAAAUACCAGAAAAGUCCUGUGUUGAUUUAUUAGAAAAUUUUAUGGCAAAAUUCAAUCAGCUAGAAAAAACUAUGAAUGAAAUAAGAACAUCGUUGAAAAUUUUGAAAAGUACCAAAGAAGAAGAUACAGCUUCUGUGUCUUCCUCAAAUAUUUCUUCUGUUUCUAGUAGUUCUCGUAAAAGUCAAUGAGUACUAUUUCUAUACUGAUAGAUAAAUGGUAACAUUUUUGAUUAAAUAUUUUAUAAAAACAUUUAUUUAUCAUAAUAAUUUAAAAUGGCUGUUUUCUUACGUCUUGCAAAAAUUUUUUUAAUAUUUUAACUUAUUUAUAUCAUUUUUUAUUUUAAAAUGAUACAUUUGUAAAGUAUAAUGUACAGAUACUAAUAUAAUUUAAUGACUUCAAAGCAUAUAAUGUUUACUACUCUUAUGUUGUAUAUUUAUUGUUAUAUCAUCAGCUUUUAUGAAAAUAUAUAUAAAAUUUUAA